Molecule: messenger RNA, 2505 nt
Organism: Ziziphus jujuba (common jujube)
Lineage: Eukaryota; Viridiplantae; Streptophyta; Magnoliopsida; Rosales; Rhamnaceae
Product: protein SEEDLING PLASTID DEVELOPMENT 1
Exons: 9
Coding region: 146-2239 (697 amino acids)
Molecular function (GO): ATP hydrolysis activity
Source: RefSeq, a predicted model, not a curated record
CUUUUUUCUCUACAAAACGCAAAAUCAACGAUAUAUUUGCAUUCAGGAAAGCAAAUCAAACAACAGGGUCUCUCUUUUUCUCUCUGUGGGUGUUUUUUAUUUUUAUUUUUUCGUAUUUUUUCUUCUUCGUAGAGAGACGCAGAGAAUGAGAGCUUUGAAUUCACAUUUCGUGCUCAUUGAUCUUCACAACUCAUGGCAUUCCAUACACCAAAUUCCGACAUCCGCACUGGGUUACCUUCAAAAUUCUAACUUCAUUCCCACCGUCUCUUCGUCAUUUCGUCGAACAAGUCGUGCCGCUAAGAGAAUCUCUUCCUCCAAUUCCUCUGCCCCGUCUGUUCGGUCCCCUGAAAUUCGGAGACCGUCUGAUCGGUACUUUUCUGGAAAUGGGUCGGUUUCUAAUUCCCCUAGUUUGGCUUCUACUUCGCGGUCGGUGGUGGCUACGGAGCUCGAGCUGUUUCUUGAGCUGUUGCCUUUGAGGAUGAGGAGGGAGUUGUACAGGCACCAGGAGAUUGGGCAGCUGAUUGAGGUUGUGAUGGAUUUGGGAAGACAGCCGAUUGCUCGGUUUCCUUCCGGGGAUUGGAUCAUCUCGGAAAAGCCUAUAAAGCAUGAAGACUUACUGCAUGCGAUCUCUAAGGUUGGUGAGUUUUCUGAUGACAACCGUUCGGGUAUUGAUAAUUCUUUACAUCGUAUAAGUGCUAUACGAAACCGCAAACUGCAAAUAAUCGGCCUCACUUGCCGGGUGGGCAGAGCUGUCUCUGGAAGUGCUGAGAUUAUCCGUGACUUAGUUGAGGGGGGAGGUUCCAUCUUGGUCAUUGGACCUCCUGGAGUUGGCAAGACAACCUUAAUCAGAGAAAUAGCAAGAAUGUUGGCAGAUGAGCACAAGAAGCGAGUUAUUAUUGUGGACACAUCUAAUGAGAUUGGUGGUGAUGGAGAUGUCCCCCAUGCAGGAAUAGGCCGUGCAAGGAGGAUGCAAGUUCCAAAUGUGAACCUGCAGCAUAAUGUUAUGAUUGAAGCAGUUGAAAAUCAUAUGCCUGAAACCAUUAUUAUUGAUGAAAUUGGAACGGAGCUUGAAGCUUUAGCUGCCAGUACUAUUGCUCAAAGAGGAGUUCAAUUGGUUGGAACAGCACAUGGAAUGACGAUAGACAAUAUAAUAAAGAAUCCCUCUUUGCAAAUCCUUGUUGGUGGCAUCGAGAGUGUUACACUUGGUGAUGAGGAAGCAAGGAAAAGGAAAGUGCAGAAGACAAUUCUUGAAAGAAAAAGUCCUCCAACAUUUACAUGUGCUGUUGAGAUGAUAUCUAAAACAGAGUGUCGUGUACAUCACAGAUUAGAUGCUACAGUAGAUGCAAUAUUGGCAGGAAAAUCUCCUCUGUUUGAAAUCCGUCACAUGGUUGCUGAUGCUAAUGAUCCUCCAGAGACAACUCCAGUAUUGGAAAAAUUGUAUAUAGGAAAAUCUGAUUUGAUUACUAAUAGAGGCAUGGUUUCUGAGGAAGAGUCUGAUGCGGAAGGUAUAGACGAUUCUUCCAGCUGGUCCAAGAAACGGAGCAGUGUUGGAUUUGUGAACAAGAAGAUUUCACCAGUGCGCAUCUAUACAUACAAGGUUCACGAGGCUGAUUUACAGCAAGUAGCAAAGGUAAUGGGCCUUGAAGACGAAGUAGAUGUAACUGAUGACAUUGGAGCAGCAGAUGCAAUUCUAGCAUGCGGUUCUGAAAUGAAGAAGAGCCCGUGGAUCCGUGGUGUAGCAAGAUUCCACCAGUUGCCUAUAUUUGUCAUGAAGUCAAACACUAUGGCACAAAUGGUGAAGGCACUUCGCCUGAUACUUGGAAGGGAAUCAUUUGGCUCUUUGUCAAAACGGCCCUUCAAAAGAUCUGUUGACAUUGAAAUUGAAGAUGAUGCGCCAAAAAGAAAACCAUCUCUUGAAGAGAUUGAUGCCUUGGAGGAGGUUCGCCUUGCAAUUGAGUAUAUCGUGAUUCCUGGCGGAGAGCCAGUAGAGCUUCUCCCAAGACCCUCGGAAAUAGUAGCCCGACAGCUUGAGCUAGUGCGGAGUUAUCAGUUGGCAGCUGAAAAUUCAGGUACUGAGCUGAAUCCCAGAUUGCAAAUACUUCCCACGAGAUUAAACAAGAAGACUUGUUCUAAAUCUGUUAAAUCAAGUUCAAGUUUACAGAAAACGACUGACUCUAAAUCACUAACUAGUGAUGGUGGUGGAACUAGUGUAACUAGGCUGCCUCUUUUGCCUGAAUAAGAAGAAAAUAGUUUCCAUUCUGUGACAUGUUUCAACCAUUGAUUGAAAUAAAUGUAUGUACCCUUCCAUGUACAGCCUUGUAAAUUAACUGUAAUCUCAUUUAAUGUAAUUAUUUCAUUCUGAAAAAUAUGUAAUUGCAAAAAAAAAAUUGUAAUGAAAAUGGAUAUUCAAUAUACAAGGAGGUGGAGAAAAAAGAAAAGGAAAAAAAAAAAAAUACUAUCAAAGCUAUUUUCUGCUUUUGUUCCCCAAAUCCCAUUCAGUGACCA